CGCUUCUUCUGACUCAAUUUACUGUGGAGCACACAAGUGGCCCUCAGAAGAAAAUAGCUUUGCAAAGAAAGGCUGAGGUCAGGGGUCAUAUUUGAGCCUUCCCAUCGGGAACCACGUUUUUGUGAUCAAAUUUGUUGGAGACACAAAAAAGCCACUGUAUCAUAUAUCAAACACACUCAAGUGUAGAGACAGCACAGUAUGCCAGCAACAGUUACCACAGCCCAGCCUGGGAGAGUAGAGACUCAACUCCAUUAAACUCUGCCCCUGAACAGAAGCUGCUGGUUAGUCUCUUGCUACUCAACCAGCUGUAAUAAAGCCACGCCAGCAGCAGAACUCCAUCUCCUCUGCUCAACUCUUGUCCUUUACUGCUGCACAGGCUGUUGAAAGAUCAACAUUCUGGACUAGAGUCAUCUAUCAACAUCUGGAUUUCUCCUCGCAAUCACGCCAUUCCUUGUCUCUAGAGGGAAGUGCAGUUUGGAACAUAUUUUUGUUUUCUUUCAAAUAAUGAAGAUGGAGUCCCCCCUGACAGAACUUCCCACCAUGUUGUCCAAUCAAUCCAUGGAGAGCUGUCCACCUGUGGAUAAUACAGUGGAGAAUAUGGUGUUUGGAUUGUACUACAUCAUCAUUUUCCUCAUGGCACUGAACGGCAAUAGUCUCGCUCUGUGGAUCUUCACUCGCCAGAGAGGCCCCUCUUCUCCAGCCAAUGUCUUCCUGCUCCAUCUCGCUGUAGCUGACCUGUCUUAUGUCUUCAUCUUACCCCUCAGGGCCACUUAUCAUUUAACUGGCGGACACUGGCCAUUUGGUGAAGUCCCCUGCCGUCUCGCGGGCUUCCUCUUCUAUGUCAACAUGUAUGCUAGUUUGUACUUUCUGGCUUGUGUUGCAGGUGAUAGAUACCUUGCUGUAGUACAUGCUGUACGUUCCCUCAAGGUCAGACACCCUCGCUACGCUCACAUAGUCAGCAUUGCACUUUGGGCUUUGGUGACAGUGUCUAUGGCACCCCUACUGGUCACCCAUCAGACUGCGGAAGUGAAUGGCUCUACUGUAUGCUUACAGCUGUACAGAGAAAAGGCCUCAAGCCGUGCUCUUGUCUCCCUCAUCGUGGCGUUCACACCCCCUUUCCUUGCCACCCUGUCUUGCUAUCUGCUAAUAGUGCACAGUCUGCGGAAGGGCUCAAGGUUGGAGCCUGCUCUGAAACUCCGAGCUCUCCGCACGAUUGGAUUGGUCAUGCUAAUCUACAUAGUGUGCUUUUUGCCCUAUCACUUAAGUCGUGCAACUUUUAUUCUGGGUUAUGGACACCCAGAUCUGUCCUGCCAAAUAAAAAGAGGGCUUGCUCUGGCCAACCGCCUUACUUCUUCUCUAACCUGCCUAAAUGGAGCUCUGGAUCCCCUGGUCUACUUGUUUGCUGCUGAGAAGUUCAGGGGGAGUGUUCGCAGGCUUCUCUGCAGACAGAAGUCAGGGGGAUCCAGUGCAAAUAGCGGAGAUCUGAAAGGAACUCAUGAGAGCUCUCUGAGUGCAAAGUCUGAGGUCUGAGAGAAUGGUUAAUUGGUACAUUGGUGGUUUUGAUUUAAAAGUGGUAUGAUUAGUUACCAUCUGUUUAAGUGAUUUGGCCCAUACUUCCUGAUUGUAAACACUUUGUUUGGUGGUCAAUUAAAGCUGAAGUGUGCAAUUUCUGCACCACUAGCAGCACCAAACAGAACUGCUAAAAUAAUAACUGUUUAAAAACAGAUUCCAGAAAACUCCCAGUCUUCCAUUGGUUGGACAAACAGAUAGUCACACCUCAAACUCAUACCGUUGGUUGAGCCACUGUUACCAACAAGAUCAGUCAGGAAAUCAACAUGUUGUUUCUGAAUGUUUGUCUGCCCUAAAAUUUACCCCAUGCCAAAAAAUUACUGGCAUCUUCCAUCAGACAGUUUUACAUAAUUUCAAAUGUGUUUACCUUUCCCUCUGGCAUUACUGAUAGCACAGUAUUUGAGCGUUUUGGUCCUGUGGAAACCGUGAAGUAAUCGCAUUCACUUAAACAGCAGUUGUUGCAUUUUUGCUUUAAAAUUACAUUUUUACUCCACUGAGGGUUAGGUUAAGGGUUGAGGUUUGGGUGUGGGUGUAGGGUAAAUAUAAUAUGACUUCCUGUUGACUCUAUUACAUCCUUUACAACCAAAAAUACAACUUGAUUUUGGCGUCACUCUGUGGACAUUUCAUCCGGAAUCUGGAGCUCACCAGUGCCCAUACGUUCAACAGCACUUCCAGCUUCGGCCACUAAGGGCAGUGGUUCGAAUUUCGGUAUGCACAGACCAAUUUCAGCAGUAGAACUUUCAACCUACUAUUGGUGAAUUCACAUUGCGAUCAGAUUGGUCUUUCUGUGUUUAGCUGCACAGUUCACAAACAAAAUGUGAAAUAUUUUGAAAGCUCCACAGAACUAUGAUAUUUACACUUUUGAGUGAAGUCAAUCUACAAAUCGCUUAUAGUUCUCUGCAUAUUAAGCUGGGAUACAAGAACGAAAAAAGAACACAGAAAAAAUUACAUACAUCAGGAAUAACUUUAAACAGUCUAACAUUUCACAAAGCAUGUCAUAUGGGCAUGUUUAGGUAAAAGUAAUUUGGGCGGAAAAAAACUAAUGUGACUGAAAUUUCAGUACUAGUGACAUGAAUUUAUGUAUCAGCCAGUUGCCAACUUUAGCAAUCAUGGGUGGUGAAAGACUCCAUUAAGGCUCAAGAAGACAUAUAAAAGUGUAUGUGAGUGUGUGGAGCCUUUAAAAAAAAAAAAUUAAAAAUUAAAAAAAACUAAAAAAAAAAAAAAAAAA
This is a messenger RNA of Myxocyprinus asiaticus (Chinese sucker), 2797 nucleotides long. RefSeq names its product uracil nucleotide/cysteinyl leukotriene receptor-like. NCBI's taxonomy places the organism in Eukaryota, Metazoa, Chordata, Actinopteri, Cypriniformes, Catostomidae. Gene Ontology annotation, molecular function: G protein-coupled receptor activity. Gene Ontology annotation, cellular component: membrane. The transcript has 3 exons. Gene Ontology annotation, biological process: positive regulation of Rho protein signal transduction; phospholipase C-activating G protein-coupled receptor signaling pathway. The record is from RefSeq and is a predicted model, not a curated record. The coding region runs from base 505 to 1530 and encodes 341 amino acids.